This is a messenger RNA of Leishmania mexicana MHOM/GT/2001/U1103, 3996 nucleotides long. RefSeq lists its product as hypothetical. The transcript has a single exon. The record is from RefSeq and is a predicted model, not a curated record. Bases 1 to 3996 code for a protein of 1331 amino acids. Gene Ontology annotation, biological process: microtubule-based movement; mitotic spindle organization. Lineage: Eukaryota; Euglenozoa; Kinetoplastea; Trypanosomatida; Trypanosomatidae. Gene Ontology annotation, molecular function: microtubule motor activity.
AUGGUGCCGGCAGCCACCCAGGAAGGCUCUGGAAGCCACUUUCUGUGUCCGGCCACGGACGACGCCAUUGCUCACUCGGUGCCCCUGCCUCUGCUAGUCGAGCAGCAGCGCCACCGCAUUCGCGCUCUGGUGCAGGAGCGCGACACCGCCGCAGCGGAGCUCAGUGAGCUACACACUUUGUUUCAGCGCCUCCACGACGACUACGAGGAGGCCACGCGCGAGGCAGACGGAUUGCGGCUGCAGCUGAACAGUCUCCGCGCGCAGGAGGAGAUGCAAAGCAAGGAGCACCAGCUAUUGCGGUCGAGUCACACGCGCCAGCAGGAGCGUAUUCAGCAGUUCGAGCUGGAGUGGGCCAACAAGUCCAAGCAUCUCCGCGAGCAGCUCGAUGCACUCGUCAGCGAGAGAGACGCCAUACAGGCCCAGCGUGACGCCUCCAUGGCCGACAGCAGCGACUUGCGCCGGCAGCUAAUUCAACUGCAAGCCGAGAUGCACCGCGCCGAGUCGAAGCAUCGAGAGGCGCUGCGAGAACAGGCCGACACACACGCGCAGCAGCUUCGCUCUGCCCUGCAAGAAAAGGAGGAGGAAUUCCAGGCGAGGGCGGCCGCGACGCGGCGGGAGGCACGGCUGGUUCAGCAGGAGCUGGACCAACUCGGCGCCGGUCACACCGCCGCGCACGACGAGCGCGAGUCCAUGCGGUGGCGCCUCUCAGAGCUCGAGACGGCGGUGACUAACAAGGAGAAGCUCCGCGCGGAGCUGGAAAGGAUGGUAACUAUGCUCCGCUCGCGGCUGAAUGAUCAAGAGGAGGCGGCGCGCCAUGAUGCGCAGCGCUACGCGCAGCGUGCCCAGGACCUGGAGUUGCUGUACCGCGGUCAGGUCGCACAGGAGCAGCGCCGUGCUCAGGCUCUCCAAGACGAUCUGGCUGCUGCCCGCAAGGCGACGCAAGAAGCCAUGCGACAGCAGGAGAUCCUUCAGCAGUCCCACAGCGAGCAGACUAAAAACUUUACAACGCGCGCUGCAAAACUCGAGGACGACCUUCGUCAGCAGCUCCGCGCCCUCCGCAUAGAGCUGGAGGAGGCACAGGCGCGCGCACUUCAGCACGAAGCUGCCGCCCGCCGCAGCCAGCGCGAUGCAGAGACACUGCGGGCUACGUGCUCUAGUGAGCAAGAGGCGCGUGAGCGGCUGCAGCAGGCUCACACGGCGCAAGCCCAGCAGCUGUCGCGCGCGGAGGGGAGUGUGACUGUUCUGCAGACGCGCCUGCGAGAAAAGGAGAGAGAGGCGGAGCUACUGCGGUGCGCCAUGGAGCAGGCCACGUGGACGCGGGAGAUGCGGCAGGCAGCGCACCACACGUUGGCGUCCCUUCUUGAGGUGCCGCGGGUGUCCGUGCGAGGUGGCCGACGUCGGGUGAAGGAGGGAGAGGAAACGGAGGGCUGGUCUCCGGUGCUGCAGCUCGAGUGGGGGGCGGAGGCGCAAGGCAUUGCCCCCUCCCCGUCGCCUCGCAAAGAGCAGCAUGGGAGCGAUUCUGCACCCGCUGGCGCUGGCGACGCUGCUCAUGCUGUACCGGAGGGGGGUGAGUCGAUCCCAUCCUCCAGCGAGGUGGAGGGGGUUGUGUCCUCGCCCUUCAGGGGAGCCGCCCGUGUAAAGCGUGCGCAGCGUGACCCAGCGGUUGCUUCCGGCAGUCCUCAGCGCCCACCAGUUACACUGACGCAGGCAGCAGCUGGGCAACACGUGGAGACCAUCGAACGCACUGUGCCACGAGAUACAGGUCAAUCCGAUGGUGAGGGGCACGCGGGAUCAUCCACUGAAGCCAGCCAUCUACUUCAGCCACCGCUCUUGUUCCGCGCCGCGUCUCCAUUGGCCGCGGCUCCGCCAUUACAUCCCGGAACGCCGCGAACCGCUGGCAGUGGCUCUCCCUGGCCGGCUCAGGGAUCGCCUGGCUACGCUGCAGCAGUAAGCUCUACCACAGCCGCGCUCCGUGGCGGUGGGGCCGGGGCGUCGCCAUUUCCAUCGCCUCUGCGAGCGCUCCCCUUUGUCCCGGCCCAAACCACCGCAGGCGGGGCGAAUCCUCUGCGCACCGCCACCGGCGCGGCAAGAUCACAGCCGCAUGCCACGCCCCUUCUCUCCUGCCAGCGUGGGGGCCACAUCUACAACAUCCCUGAAGAGGAAGAGCAGCAGGACCAGCCGCAGCCGGCGGCGACCGGAGGUCAUGCCGGUGCAGCCGCGUACGCUGCUGAACCCGCACGCGGUUAUUCACGCACACAAAGACCACAGUCCGCGACACCUCUGUCAAAGCAGGCGGGCGAGGUUUUCUUUGAUGAUGUCGUGAGCGCACCGCGUGCGCGAGGGUUUCAAGCGAGGGUGUUGAUCAGGGAUGCAGAUGCCGUCGCUGCUGUACCUGGAAGCCAUCAGCGGCAGACAGCGUCAGCACAGCUGGUGACUGCAUCCACGGCACGAGUCGGCCCCUUCAACACGCACCUCACCCCCUCUACUUACCGCGGAAGCCUUGCCUUAAGCGACGGGGUGAGGGGGGCUGGCGGUGCGCGCGAUGCGCAGCCGUCUUUUUCGCUCGGAGACAGCCUCUCAUAUGACUACGGCGCAUCUGCACCAGGCGUCCGCGCGGCGGAGCUCAUCGCGCAGCUGCCACGCCCCUCAUCGGCGGUCUCCUUUGUUGCUGCUGCUGCGGCCCCCGACAAAGGGCCUGCGAUGCAGCGCGGGGUGUCGAACAUCGAGAGCCACCGCAACGUGCUUCACGGCGGAGAUUCGGCGCUUCAGCAGUACCUUCGCGACACCGUGCAGCAAGUACUCGCUGAUCACGGACGCGGCGGGGCACCUCAGCGUGAGUCACACCAUGCAUUACGGCAGCUGCCAGACGGCGGCUCAGCAAUUCCUGCAGCUUAUGGGUACCAAGGAGAUGGCGCCAACAGUGCAGGGGAAGCGGAUGAGGACGAUUUCGGCUCUGCAUCUCUCCUCCGCUCGUCCGUCGCAGUGCCGCUUGUGCGACCGGCGCCACAGCCGGCGUCUACAAGGGGUCUCGCGAACGGCGGCGGGGCGACUCGCAUGAUUAAUCCCGGCGGCAGCAGCCAAGGCGAUGCAGGCCGGCACGACUCUGAGAGAGAGAAAAGUGAUGCUGGCGGCGCUGCCGCCGUGACUCGGAACGGUCGUUCGGAAGCCGCAACUCCGCACAAGACGGGCGCAGCAGUAUCAGCAGCAGCAGAAACCACUCCAACCCGUCGCAGAGGGAGCGGCAUUUUUCAGACUCUUGAGCAGCUUGCCGGCCGACAGCAGCAGCUGCUGCAAUCACUGGGACACCUGCCGCACGCGGUGAUGUCCCCGACGGCGCACAACGCCGAUGCCCCGUCCUCACUACCAUGGCAAGCAACAGCGGCAGACCCCUUCCUCGGCGAGGCCUUGCGGAGCAGCGCCAUGAUCAUCGUGCCCACGUCUCUCUCCCUGCAGGAGCAUAGGUGCUACGUUCCGCACCAGGGCCAGCGCGAACCCGACGGUGGCCAGGGAGUAGCACGGUCGUCUGUGGCCGUGGUCGCGGCUGGCGGAGCACCGGCAGAAGCCGCCGGUUCUGCGUUGACGGUCAGCGCAUCUUUGUCGAAUACUGAUUUCUCGGCUUUUGGGAAAACCAUUGCUGCACAGGGCCACCCUGCAGCUGCGGCGCGCUAUGCAAAGGGAAGCGAUGCCAGCACCGAUGUCGAGCUCGACCCUCGGCAGCUCUCCUACUCUACCACGGUCGCCACGACUCAGCUGGCAGAUGUAAAACAGGGAGACCGAUCAGCGGUAACGAAAGACAUGGGCGACCCGACGGCGGCGGCGGCCGCGGUGGCUCAAGGCUCACAGCCGAGAGCGGAGAUGCAAGCUACCUGGUCAUCAGAGCCAGCACGCGCAGUGUGGGAGGUGGCGGCGGCCACGGCAAGCGCAAGGUCUGCGCCAUCUGUGUCGGAGGUUUCGUCGUUGUCGCAACUCGAGCGACGCUUUGCGACGCCAUUCUGA